Molecule: messenger RNA, 920 nt
Organism: Gallus gallus (chicken)
Lineage: Eukaryota; Metazoa; Chordata; Aves; Galliformes; Phasianidae
Gene: SPATA4
Product: spermatogenesis associated 4
Exons: 6
Coding region: 43-789 (248 amino acids)
Biological process (GO): regulation of cytoskeleton organization; negative regulation of execution phase of apoptosis
Cellular component (GO): axoneme
Molecular function (GO): microtubule binding
Source: RefSeq, a predicted model, not a curated record
GACGGCCCUACCGGGAGGCGGCAAGUGCAGCCUUGUGCGGCUAUGGCUCUCCGGCAGCCGGAGCUGCCUCGCCCCGUGCUCCGCUGGCUGCUGAGCCUCGGCCUCUCCGUCAGCCCCCGGAACUACCGCAGGGACUUCUCCAACGGGUACCUGGUGGCGGAGAUCCUGUCUCGCCGCUUCCCCGCCCACAUCCAGCCCGACGCCUACAGGAACGGCUGCUCGCUGGCCGCCAAGCUGAGCAAUUGGUCCCAGCUGCGGCGGUUUUUAGCAAAGCAAGAGUUCGACAUCGCUCAGGAGCUGAUAGAGGGAACGAUUCACUGUAAGCCCGGAGCAGCAGAGAGCCUUCUGCGACAGCUCUGCGCCGCGCUGACCGGCAGCCGAACUGAAAGUCUUCAAGACUGGCAGGUUGACUUUACAGACUCCUGUUACCAGACACAGUUACCAGUGGCUGCCAGAGCAACAACUUCCACAGCCAUCAAGAGUAACAUCAGGUUGACAGAGGUGCUGGUGGAACCCAGUAUCUGCAUCAAUAGACAGAAGGCCAUUGCCAUCAUUAACAUGCACAUGGGGAUGAGGAUGCGAGAGAGGGAAGAGAAUCCACGACGGUUUAACAUUAAACCAUGUUUUGGACAGCGUGUGGUUCACCAUUUGAAUUGUAUCACAGCCUGUAUGAAUACAGAUAGUAUCCCAAAGGAGCAUCUGUUACCUCAUAUUCAUCAGAAACCAGAGAAAAAAUAUGUUCAUUCUAAAGAACUUCAGGGAAAACAGCUGACAGCUCCUCUCCCAUGAUAUUUGGAACCUUCUGAAUACUGCUGAAAGAAUGAACCAGAGAGAUAUAGAACUUCUAAAUACAAACCCUCUCUCAAUCACAAUUGUGUUGACUGCAUAAUCAAUAAAGAGAAAUCUAAGUUUACCACUAA